CCACUUCAUAGCCUCUGACUCAUCGCUCUUGUAGCUCUCUGAUUCCCUCUUCUUGCUCCACAGUGUUGAUCUGAAUGAGCAGAAUGCGUCUUUCCUGGCAGGCCUCAGAAGAUGAACAUCUCUCUGGUUGACUCUGGAGCCACCAUGUAUCACCUGACAGUAGACCACCAGCCAAAUGCCAGCUUCAACUUUUCCUCGCCUUUGUCUAAUUGGACCAAAGGGGGCGGUGCCCUGCAGCUGCCGACAUUCACCACAGCAGCCAAAGUCAGGGUCAUCAUCACCUGUAUCCUCUGCUGUGUAUCGGCCUUUUGUAACCUGGCAGUUCUGCGGGCAGCUUUCACCAAUGGGAAGAGAAAAUCUCACGUCAAAGUGCUUAUCAUGAACCUCAUGGUUGCUGAUCUGCUGGUGACCUUCAUAGUGAUGCCUUUAGAUGCUGUGUGGAACAUCACAGUCCAGUGGCUGGCGGGGGACUUUGCCUGUAGGUUGCUCAUGUUUCUUAAACUACAGGCCAUGUAUUCAUGUGCCUUUGUCACCGUGGUGAUCAGUCUGGAUAGGCAGUCUGCCAUCCUUGACCCUCUAGCUAUCAACAAGGCUAGGAUGAGGAACAGAGUCAUGCUCACUGUGGCUUGGGGCAUGAGUGUCCUGCUGUCAGUCCCUCAGAUAUUCCUGUUCCACAAUGUGACCAUCGUUGAUCCUGAGGACUUCACUCAGUGUACCACACGAGGAAGUUUUGUUAUGCACUGGCAUGAAACAGCCUACAACAUGUUCACCUUUUCCUGCCUGUUCCUCCUGCCACUGGUCAUCAUGAUAACCUGUUACACCAGGAUCUUCUGUGAGAUCUCAAAGCGACUGAGAAAGGAUAACUUGCCCACCAGUGAAGUGCACCUGCGCCGGUCAAAGAAUAACAUCCCCAGAGCCCGGAUGAGAACUCUAAAAAUGAGCAUCAUAAUCGUCUUGUCAUUCAUCAUCUGCUGGACUCCGUACUACUUGCUGGGUCUGUGGUACUGGUUCUUUCCAGACGACCUGGAGGGGAAGGUCUCCCACUCACUGACACAUAUUCUGUUUAUUUUUGGGCUCUUUAACGCCUGCCUGGACCCCGUCAUCUACGGCCUUUUCUCUCUUAGCUGCAGAAAGGGGCUCCAAAGGUUUAACUGUAACACCACCGCAACAUCAGAGCUGGAUAAUACCACAGUUACAACCACAUCUUUCUCUGGCCCUGCUCACUCUUUGCCAAUGAAGAAUGAUGAGCCAUACCCUAAAAGUCAGGAGAGGAUCAUGUUAUGUAGUGGAAACUACAGCAAAAUAGACUUCUUGUCAGCAGGCAGUGGCAAUUUAAUGGCAAACGAUGCAAAGAUUGAACAAAGCCAGUCUAGCCCUACCUGCAUCAUGUGA
Molecule: messenger RNA, 1392 nt
Organism: Cheilinus undulatus (humphead wrasse)
Lineage: Eukaryota; Metazoa; Chordata; Actinopteri; Labriformes; Labridae
Product: putative gonadotropin-releasing hormone II receptor
Exons: 3
Coding region: 112-1392 (426 amino acids)
Biological process (GO): G protein-coupled receptor signaling pathway
Cellular component (GO): membrane
Molecular function (GO): peptide binding; gonadotropin-releasing hormone receptor activity
Source: RefSeq, a predicted model, not a curated record